This is a messenger RNA of Camelina sativa (false flax), 3419 nucleotides long. Lineage: Eukaryota; Viridiplantae; Streptophyta; Magnoliopsida; Brassicales; Brassicaceae. The record is from RefSeq and is a predicted model, not a curated record.
GUUAUGCUUUUAUGAUCCUUUCUUCUUCUUCUUCUUCUUUAACUUACUUUACAUAUAUAUAUUUUUUUUAGUUUAUCUGUAUUCUCUUCUAUCUUCCUCGAUCUCCGCCGAUUCCAUCGUCUUAAUUUUGUCUUUCCCUUUCUCUUCUGUUACCCAACAACAACAAAAAAAAAAAAAGCAAACCUUUUCUUCUUCUUCUUCUUCUUCCUCAAUGCCUCCUUAAAACCCUAGAUCAAAAUUCUUAAAGGCGGCUGCUUUAAGCUCAAGUUUUGAUUAUUUUUUUUUCUCACUGAAAAGAUGAUGACUUCUCAUCUGGGUAUCCUCUGUUUCUUCAUAUCUUUACUGGGUUUUCUCAAUUUCUCAGUUUCUCAGAAUGGUGUCGAUGAUUCGACUAUGCAAGCACUCAAAUCGAGUCUGAAUCUCACAUCAGACGUCGAUUGGUCUAACCCUAACCCUUGUAAAUGGGUUUCUGUUGAAUGCGAUGGGAGUAACCGUGUCACUAAGAUUCAGCUUAAACAAAAAGGCAUCCUUGGUACUCUUCCUCCUGAUCUUCAGAACCUCUCUGAAUUGGUUAUUCUCGAGCUCUUCCUCAAUCGAAUCUCUGGUCCCAUUCCUGAUCUCUCCGGUCUCUCUCGUUUACAGACGCUUAACCUACACGACAAUCUCUUUACUUCCGUUCCUAAGAACCUCUUCGCCGGUAUGAACUCUCUUCAAGAAGUGUAUCUCGAGAACAAUCCCUUGUUGGAUCCUUGGCAAAUUCCGGAUACCAUUAAAGAAGCUACAUCUCUCCAGAAUCUUACACUCUCCAACUGCAGCAUUUUUGGGGAGAUCCCAGAUUUCUUCGGUUCUCGGUCACUUCCAAGCUUGACGAAUCUUAAAUUGUCUCAGAACCGUUUACAGGGAGGGUUACCGCUGAGUUUUGCUGGUACUUCGCUUCAGUCUCUGUUCUUGAAUGGUCAAAUGAGUGAUUCGAAGCUUAACGGAUCCAUCUCGAUAUUGAGUAACAUGACUUCGCUCGUUGAGGUUUCUCUUCAAGGAAAUGACUUCUCAGGUCCAAUUCCUGAUCUCUCUGGUUUACUAUCUCUCCGUUCGUUUAAUGUUAGAGAGAAUCAGCUUACUGGUGUUGUUCCUCAGUCUUUGGUUCGUAUGAAUACGCUUGUUAGUGUGAAUUUAACCAAUAACUUGUUUCAAGGACCUACUCCGUUAUUUGGCAAAUCCGUUGGUGUUGAUAUAUUCAACAAGACGAAUAGUUUUUGUACUGAUGCACCUGGUGUUCAGUGUGAUCAUCGUGUCGAGAUUUUGCUCUCUGUAGCUGAAUCAUUUGGAUAUCCAGUGAAGCUUGCCGAUAGUUGGAAAGGAAACGAUCCGUGUGUUAAUUGGGUUGGGAUUACUUGUUCUGGAAGUAACAUUACGGUGGUUAAUCUUAGGAAACAGGAACUAUCUGGUACAAUUUCUCCGAGUUUAGCCAAUCUUACUUCAUUGGAGACCAUCAAUCUUUCUGAUAAUGAUCUCUCCGGGCCUAUACCAGCUGAGCUUACAACGUUGCCUAAGCUUAGGACACUUGAUGUGUCUAACAACGAUAUCUAUGGAAAACCGCCAACGUUUAGGGAGACUGUGAAUCUGGUGAUUGAAGGGAAUGCUAACAUCGGCAAGGAUGGACCUAGCAGACCGAGUGGUUCUUCUGGAGCUUCACCAGGAGGUAAUAAACCUUCAGGAGGAAGUGGUGGAGGAAGUGGUGGCAGUGAAGCUUCUAAGAAAUCAAGCAAUGUCAAGAUUAUUGUUCCUGUGGUCGGUGGAGUUGUUGGUGCAUUGUGUCUGGUUGGGCUCGGCGUGUGUCUCUACGCGAAGAAAAGGAAGCGACCCGCUAGAGUUCAGAGUCCAACCAGCAACAUGGUGAUUCAUCCGCAUCAUUCGGGUGACAACGAUGACAUUAAACUCACUGUUGCAGCUUCUAGUCUUAACAGCGGCGGAGGAAGUGAUAGCUACAGUCACAGUGGAAGUGGGGGGAGUGAUAUUCACGUUGUGGAAGCUGGGAACUUGGUUAUAUCGAUACAGGUUUUGAGGAAUGUGACGAAUAACUUCAGCGAAGAGAAUAUUCUUGGGAGAGGUGGUUUUGGGACAGUUUACAAAGGUGAACUCCACGAUGGAACAAAAAUAGCUGUAAAAAGAAUGGAGUCUUCGGUUGUGAGUGACAAGGGACUUGCUGAGUUUAAAUCUGAGAUCACUGUUCUGACUAAAAUGCGUCAUCGUCAUCUCGUUGCGCUUCUCGGGUACUGCCUUGAUGGGAAUGAGAGGCUUCUUGUCUAUGAAUACAUGCCGCAGGGGACACUGAGUGAGCAUUUGUUUCAUUGGAAAGAGCAAGGGCUAAAACCUCUAGACUGGACUAGACGCCUGGCGAUUGCAUUGGAUGUAGCUCGAGGUGUUGAGUAUCUGCACACACUUGCGCAUCAGAGCUUCAUCCAUAGGGACCUAAAGCCAUCAAACAUCCUUCUUGGUGAUGAUAUGCGCGCUAAAGUCUCUGACUUUGGGUUAGUCCGUUUAGCUCCUGAUGGCAAAUACUCUAUCGAGACGCGAGUCGCUGGGACUUUCGGAUAUCUUGCCCCAGAAUACGCAGUGACGGGAAGAGUGACGACGAAAGUAGACAUUUUUAGCCUUGGGGUGAUACUUAUGGAGCUAAUCACUGGUCGUAAAGCCCUGGACGAGACACAACCCGAAGACAGCGUCCAUCUAGUCACAUGGUUCCGUCGAAUAGCAGCCAGCAAGGAAGAAAAUGCCUUCAAAAACGCAAUCGACCCAAACAUCAGCUUAGAUGACGAUACUGUAGCCAGUAUUGAAAAAGUCUGGGAGCUUGCUGGUCAUUGCUGUGCCCGUGAGCCUUACCAAAGACCAGACAUGGCUCACAUUGUCAACGUUCUUUCUUCACUCACCGUCCAAUGGAAACCCACUGAGACUGACCCCGAUGACGUCUAUGGGAUAGACUACGAUAUGCCACUUCCACAGGUGCUCAAGAAAUGGCAAGCUUUCGAAGGACUUAGCCAGACUGCGGAUGACUCGGGAUCUUCCUCUUCGGUUUAUGGAAGCAAGGACAAUACGCAGACAAGUAUCCCAACUCGUCCAUCUGGAUUUGCUGAUUCGUUCACUUCUGUGGAUGGACGUUGAAGAAGUCAAGAUUGCGUUUUCCGAUUACCUUGGAACUGUUAAAGACGUUUUAGUAGAAGAAGCAUUGUGUGAUAAAUCUCUCUCUCUCUCUCUUUUUUUGUCUUCUUUUAUUUUCUCUGAAGCAUUUACUUAUGACUUCGUUUUUAUUUACUGCAAGCUUUUGGUUAGUGUAUCUAUUUAUCUACUUUGUAGUGUUUAUGCAAAAGAUAACGAUCUUUGAGAGGCCUCCUCUUACAUAGAAGUAUCUUUUGAGUGUCUUA